Exophiala dermatitidis NIH/UT8656 is the source of this 2542-nucleotide messenger RNA. RefSeq lists its product as uncharacterized. The record is from RefSeq and is a predicted model, not a curated record. NCBI's taxonomy places the organism in Eukaryota, Fungi, Ascomycota, Eurotiomycetes, Chaetothyriales, Herpotrichiellaceae. Gene Ontology annotation, molecular function: phosphoprotein phosphatase activity. The transcript is spliced from 4 exons. The coding region runs from base 291 to 2063 and encodes 590 amino acids.
GUCCGCUCACUCACUUUUUGCCCUGCGCUUCCAGUCCCAGUUCACAUCUAUCUCUAGGUGGUUUCGCAGUGUUUGCUUCGCAGUCGCGUAAUCAACGCUGCAGAAUCUGAACAUACACCUCUUUCUCGCGCCCAGAUCCCUUUGCUACGCUGGAGAGAUACGGCGUGCCAUGUGAGGCAGUUCUCCGCCUCUGUCGCAGAGAUCUAUCAAAAUGGCAGUACAAAUCUCCUGCAUCUUUUACUUCUCUUCGUCUGCCUCAAUCAACUCUCUACCCCAGCCUUCAGUCAGCCAUGGGUCGAGGCAAGGCGGAUAGAGCAUAUUCUUCGGCAGCCCAGCCGGGUGAUCAACAGAACCCCCAGUACGCACCUCGAUAUCCUGAUCGCCAGGGAACCGCUACGGAGCGCUCGCUACCAGAUUAUGCCAUGGAGAGCCGACAAGUGGACUCGUGGAGAUCGUACAGAGCCGACGCAGGCAAUCUCCAGACAGCCACAGAUCCGCAAGGAUUCCAGACGACGUACCGCCAGGCCAUGCCUGAAUAUCAGCCGCAGCCCACUCACCGCCAGAGCCAACUGACUACGAACCCUGCUAUUCCUGCGUACCAGCCUUCGCAGACUCUACAGGCUCCACCUUCGUACUACGCACCAUAUCAGGCACUGAGGUUCUCCGAUGGAAGCUAUGAGAGGCAGGUUGUACAACAGGCACAGCUGGCAGUAAAUAGGAACGCGUCUCAGCAGAACAAGCGAUACUCCUUGCGUCAGCGACGGAUUGAACAGAUAGCACCAUACAGCACAGGAGCAGCAGCCGCACUCGCACACAGACCACUUCCUUCAGUGGAAGCUCCUGAUGCGCCUGCACCUUCUCUAUCGACUACAUCUCUACCAGUACGGAAUGUCGCGUCUCGGCGCAGUCGUACACGUACAGCCACCCCGGAGGACCAAUCUCCACCUCCGCCAAAGCCUAGUGCCGAGUACAUGCGAAAGGCCGGACUCCCGCCCGCACGCAGAGCCACUCCACAGAAGCUUUUGGUGAUUCUCGACCUCAACGGCACGUUGCUAGUCCGGCCAAACCGGCGAAGUGACCCGAAAAAGUUCAAGAUCAGACCAGGCGUGACACAACUGCUUGACUAUCUUUUCGAGCAUCACGUUGUCAUGAUCUAUUCUUCGACUCGACCAGAGAAUGCGCUGCCCAUGGUAAACAAUCUCAUCCAUCCCAAGCAGCGGCAGCUGAUGGCAGGAGUCUGGGCACGAGACAAGCUGGACUUGAGCAAGGCACAAUACAACAACAAGGUCCAAGUGUACAAGAGACUGCACAAGAUCUGGGCCGAUAAAGACAUCCAAUCCAAAGCCGAACCCGGCCGCAAGUGGGACCAGAGCAACACCAUCCUCGUGGACGACAGCCACUUGAAAGCGCUUGCUCAGCCACACAAUCUACUCCAAGUUCCCGAGUUUGAGAACAACGCUCCGAAAGAAGGUGGCCCCGCUCUCCGUGACUGGCAGCUGAAAGAGCAAGCCAUCCUCGAGUCGUUGCAGCAGAAGCUGGAGGAAUUGAAGUGGCAGGUCGACGUGUCAAGACUGAUUCGAGAAUGGCAGUCCGGCAAACGACAGGCUCCCGGGGUCGUUGACGAAACAGUGGACCAGAAAACCCAUCGCAGCAUUCAGGAGCAACAACUUGAAUCGUCGCAACAGGAACCGCUCAGUCCAACCCCGAGUGUCGGUCAACCGGACACUUCUGGCCUGUGGUUAAGCUCGCCGCAGUUUGAGGAACCCAAUGGGGCGUUCUCUCCCAACCACGAGACUUAUUCAGCACCUGAAGGAGGCGUCAAGCUUUCCGGCGGCCAGUCUAUCCUAGACCGGUUGGAGCAAGAAAUCGACCGCUCCUUGAACACUGAAAAUGUUGUGCAAAAGCAGAAGCAAAAAGACGCCCCGCGCGGUGUAUCACCUAUCGACGAAAGUGUCUGGAAGGAGCUUCUAAGUGGUGGAAAGAAGGACCGUGACAGUGAUCGCAAGAAGGAUAAACUUUCACUGCGUGACGUCCCCCCAACACCGGAGAGCAUGGGUGUUUGAGGUGUUCUGAAGUUCACUUCCCCGGCCUGUUAGCAGUCAAGACUCGGACGCCGAAGAUUUCGGCCGGUUACAGAUGAAGGGCGUUUGCAUGCCCUCGAUACUCUUUCUGUUUCAAAGGUUACGUCAAGCCCAGAGCAGGAUUCGGAGCUACAUCAACAUGAAGCCUGCAACCUCUUGAACAGGCAACUGUUUGUUAGUCUAGCCACUUUACCAUUGACACAGCCGAAUUGAAUGAGUAUGACUAUGAAUAACCUAUCCUACCCUCCUGCUACGGCCCUCAUCCCUCCAUAGGGGACAUACCAGAAGUCAAUAGUAAAUUUUGAUUCGUCCAUUUCUGGGCGAAUUGUUGGCAAACCUUUGUAAUGGUCUACCCUGACGCUUCAUUGUACAUAAACCAUUGUAUUCUCUCACACUACGCCGGUGAUCACCACCAUUUGUUGGGUUUGUUUUGCCAUAAUCAACCAGUCGCGGAUGCCCUG